AUGUCCGACAUCAACUCCCGGGGUUACGCGAACGCCGACGCGCUCGUGUCAACUGACUGGGUCGCCAAGCACGCGAAUGACGAUGGCGUGAGAAUCGUCGAAUCGAAUGAAGACCCGUUGCUAUACCCUUCAGGUCACAUCCCCGGCGCGGUCGAGAUCGACUGGGCUGCCGAUUUGAACGACCCUUUGCGCCGAGACUACCUCGACCGCGAUGGCUUCGCGAGCCUAAUGUCAUCGAAAGGCAUCUCCAACGACACCACUGUUGUCCUCUACGGAGACCGCAGCAACUGGUGGGCUUGCUACGCGCUGUGGAUCUUCCAACUCUUUGGCCACACUAACGCCAAGAUUAUGGAUGGCGGCCGACUGAAAUGGGAAGCCGAAGGUCGAGAACUCACUCGCGAAGCCCCGGACGUCGCAUCGGCAAGCUACAACGCACCUGAGCGAGACGACUCAGUGGUGCGUGCCUUCCGAGACGACGUUAUGGCGCACAUUGACAUCUCCGGUCAGAUGAUCGAUGUCAGGAGCCCCGAAGAGUACCGCGGUGAGCGACUCCACAUGCCCGACUACCCGAACGAAGGUGCACUUCGCGGUGGACACAUUCCGGGUGCAGCAAACGUCCCUUGGGCAUCGGCUGCUAACGAAGAUGGUACGUUCAAGGACGCCAGCGCCCUCCGCGGCAUCUACGAGGGUAAUGCCGGUCUCGACUCCGACGACGACGUAAUCGUCUACUGCCGCAUCGGCGAACGCUCGAGCCACACUUGGUUCGUUCUCACCAACCUCCUCGGCUACGGCAACGUCAAGAACUACGACGGAAGCUGGACCGAGUGGGGCAACUCCGUUGGCCUUCCAAUCGAGAAAUAA
Geodia barretti is the source of this 861-nucleotide messenger RNA. Lineage: Eukaryota; Metazoa; Porifera; Demospongiae; Tetractinellida; Geodiidae. The record is from the annotation of a GenBank genome assembly.